GAUAAAUGCUACAAGCUUCAUGGGAAACCAUUGUCUACAAAAAAUAAGGGGGACGGGAGAGCUACUGCUGCCAUGGCUGAAACUUCUGAAGAAAAAACAGCUUCUCCAGAACCACCACCUUUCACUCAGGAACAACUACAGCACCUGUAUAAGCUUUUUAACUCUCCACAAUUCACACUUAAUUCAUCUUCUUCCCCUGCUCCAGCCCAGAAAGGACCUGAACUCGGGGAGGAUGAUUGGCAGUGCUAGGGAGUGCGACGGGCUGUAUUAUCUUGAAGAUGGACUGCCUUCAAGUAUGGUUGCCCAAGAAUCUCCUCAUAAAUUAGAGUCUGUGUCUACUGAUCAAGAUAUUAUGUUAUGGCAUUUUCGUAUGGGUCAUCCUAGUUUUUUUUUUUAUUUGAAACGAUUGUUACCUAAGUUAUUCAUCAAUAAAGAUCCAUCUUUCUUUAAAUGUGAAGCGUGUGCUUUAGCUAAACAUCACAAGUCUUCUUAUCCUUCUCGUAUUUAUAUUCCCUC
Messenger RNA from Cuscuta epithymum, 516 nucleotides. NCBI's taxonomy places the organism in Eukaryota, Viridiplantae, Streptophyta, Magnoliopsida, Solanales, Convolvulaceae. The record is from the annotation of a GenBank genome assembly.